AUGCCGUCCCCAAUCAGCCCCUGCCCUGCACCGAAGAAGGAGAAGGCCCUAACGGCGUCGUCGAAGCCGGCCAAGUCUGGCGACGGCAAGCAGAAGAAGAAGAAGUGGAGCAAGGGCAAGAAAAAGGAGAAGGUGAACAAGGCGGUGCUCUUCGACCAGGCCACCUACGACAAGCUGCUCACCAAGGUGCACAAGUACAAGCAGAUCACGCCCUCCGUCCUCUCCAAGCGCCUCAGGUGCUAA
Messenger RNA from Triticum dicoccoides, 243 nucleotides. Its product is annotated as 40S ribosomal protein S25-4-like. The record is from RefSeq and is a predicted model, not a curated record. Lineage: Eukaryota; Viridiplantae; Streptophyta; Magnoliopsida; Poales; Poaceae. The transcript is spliced from 3 exons. Bases 1 to 243 code for a protein of 80 amino acids.